Ceratosolen solmsi marchali is the source of this 2259-nucleotide messenger RNA. RefSeq names its product 3'-phosphoadenosine 5'-phosphosulfate synthase (gene Papss). The coding region runs from base 423 to 2210 and encodes 595 amino acids. Gene Ontology annotation, molecular function: sulfate adenylyltransferase (ATP) activity; adenylylsulfate kinase activity; ATP binding. The record is from RefSeq and is a predicted model, not a curated record. NCBI's taxonomy places the organism in Eukaryota, Metazoa, Arthropoda, Insecta, Hymenoptera, Agaonidae. The transcript has 7 exons. Gene Ontology annotation, biological process: sulfate assimilation; 3'-phosphoadenosine 5'-phosphosulfate biosynthetic process.
AGAGUGAGAGUGAGGGAAGGUAACGCGAAAGAAUAUCUUCACCGAUCUCGGAGGAUAAUAUCUCUACGAGGUUUUAAUUAAUCGGCUCUCGCACGCUCUAUCACCUGUCUACCUGCGCCAAUCCUCUAUCCUUCGUCUGUAAAAAUACGGCGGUGAUUGUUUAUAAUAAACGAGUCCAGUCAUAUCAAAUUCGAGCGAUUUUAUCCUUAAAGGGAUGAGGUAAAAGAAAGGCUAAGCUUUAACGCUGCCAAAGCAGUUCGUCCCGCAUACCUGAUACCUAACGUGCAAUUGUGCCAAAAGUGACUACUGAUGAAUUUUUAACAUAAGUGUAGUCCGCACUUGAAAGAACACUGUUACGAUCAAUUGCACCUGUUUACGAGGCCUGCACGAACGUAUCCUUCCAGGCGCACCACGUGUCGCGGAUGAAGCGCGGCCGUAUCCUCGGCACCGUGCGGGGCUUCCGGGGCUGCACUGUCUGGCUGACGGGGCUCUCCGGGGCCGGCAAGACCUCGAUCGCCUUCCAGGUCGAGGCCAUCCUCGUGGACCUGGGAAUAGCGGCGUACGGCCUCGAUGGCGACAACGUACGUAAGGGCCUCAACAGUAACCUCGGCUUCAGUCCCGUCGACCGGAAAGAGAACAUACGCAGGGUCGCCGAGGUUGCCAAGCUCUUUGCCGACAGCGGCCAAAUAUGCCUCUGUAGCUUCGUCUCGCCUUUCGAGGAGGACAGGAUGAUUGCGCGCCAGAUACACAACGAAUUCAACCUACCCUUCUUCGAGGUCUUCGUUGAUACGCCACUUAACGUCUGUGAAGCCAGGGAUGUCAAAGGUUUGUACAAAAAGGCGCGCGAAGGCUCGAUCAAAGGCUUCACGGGGAUUGACCAAAUGUACGAGAGGCCCAACAAUCCUGACUUAAUCGUUACCACCGAAAAGUGUACCCCAAGAGAGUCUGCUUUGACGGUGGUGAGGUUCCUUCAGAGUAUGCGCAUAAUACCCGAGAUCUCGGAACCUGGCGCACCGGUGCGUGAGCUCUUUCUCUCUAUCUCCAAGCUCCAAGAAGCCAAGGACGAGGCAAGGUGUCUCGCGAGCCUCGAUCUUAACGAAAUCGACGUCCAGUGGCUGCAGGUGCUCGCCGAAGGUUGGGCCGCACCUCUCACCGGAUUCAUGCGCGAGGAAGAGUACCUGCAGGUUCAACACUUAAAGUGCCUCAUACACGACGGGAAGGAAGUAAGCCAGUCGGUGCCAAUUGUCCUGGCGGUGAGCGACAAAGACAAAAAUCGGCUAGAGGGCUUAAUGGCGAUUAGCCUCAAGCAUAACGGCACAAUCUUGGCGAUCCUCAGACGGCCGGAAUUCUAUUAUCAUCGUAAGGAGGAGCGCUGUUGUUGGCAAUUCGGCACGAACGAUCUUGGCCACCCUUCGGUACGCAUGAUCCACGAGUCGGGAGAGUGGCUCCUCGGCGGGGACCUCGAGGUUUUCGAGCGCAUCAAGUGGAACGACGGCCUGGACAUGUACAGACUCACGCCAAAUGAAAUUAGAUUGCAAUGUAGGAGGAUGAACGCCGACGCGGUAUUCGCGUUCCAGCUCAGGAAUCCCAUUCACAAUGGCCACGCGCUUCUCAUGCAGGAUACAAGAAGACGCUUAUUAGAAGAGAGGGGCUUCAAAAAUCCAUUGCUGUUAUUGCAUCCAUUGGGCGGUUGGACAAAAGAUGACGAUGUGCCCCUAGAAGUUCGUAUUCGUCAACACAAAGCUGUGCUUGACGAAGGCAUUUUAGACGCCAGCACAACUUUAUUAGCUAUUUUUCCUAGCCCAAUGUUGUACGCCGGACCAAUUGAGGUGCAAUGGCACGCGAAGGCGAGAAUGAACGCAGGUGCAAAUUUUUACAUAGUUGGCAGGGAUCCGGCUGGGAUUCUUCAUCCAAACAAAUAUUCCACACCCGAUGGCAACCUUUACGAUCCAUCGCAUGGUGCAAAGGUUCUUUCCAUGGCUCGGGGACUACAAAGCUUAGAGAUUAUUCCAUUCAGGGUAGCAGCCUACGACAACGCGAACAAAAGGAUGGCCUUUUUUAAUCCCAGUCGAAAAAACGAUUUCGACUUCAUAUCGGGAACAAAGAUGAGAAAUUUGGCUAAAGCCGGACAAUUACCACCGCAUGGAUUUAUGGCUCCAAAAGCAUGGGAAAUUCUUGCAAAGUAUUAUCAAGACGUAAACUCGCAAUAAUAAUUAAUUAAAAGAAUUUUUUAAUUUGACUCCGUUUUAUAAAGUUUUA